Nezara viridula (southern green stink bug) is the source of this 1558-nucleotide messenger RNA. Lineage: Eukaryota; Metazoa; Arthropoda; Insecta; Hemiptera; Pentatomidae. The record is from the annotation of a GenBank genome assembly.
CACAAGUUGGUUACAUAUUUCUUUAAGGAAGUUUCUAUUGGAAAAAUAAUUAUUAAAUCUAGCAUUAGUACAUGUACAGCAUUCAAACUGAUUUGUAGUUUUAAUUCGAUAACAAUGUUGUAACCUGCCACAGUUAUCUUCCAUUGCUCAAUGCUGAUAGUGGUUUGAAUUUUUUAAAAUAUAUUUAUAAUUUUUUUUGAUUAUGGUUGUUUCCGAUGAAUUUAUUGACAAUAAUUCCUGGAUGGUGAGAAAUUGCUCUUUAUAUGAUGAUGAAUACAGCGAUUGCACUUCAAUGCAUGCUCGUAUCCAUCAGUAUUUUGUCAAAGGGAAGAUGGAUGACUGUCGUCAGUGGAAAAGGUGUUACAACAAUUGUGUUAAAUGGGAAGAAACAAAAGAUAGAAGAGCAUUUAAAGAACUAAUUGAUGAUGAAUUGGAUAAAAGAAAAGAACGACUUUCGGGCCAUUUGGAUAAUGAUGUAUGGGAGAAGCGCCGAGAGCCUCCUCCACACUGGAAUGAUCCACUUCCACCACAUAUUGAAAAAAGGAUUAAGAACUCAUAUUUAGAUCAAGUAACUCAACAAAUGAAGGAGGGCGAUUCCAAGAAAGAUAGCUCUUUAUGUGUAAUAUCCUGAUGUUCAUUGUCAUUUAGAGUAACGCUUUAGAAUCAGUUUCAACUUUUAGAAAAAUUUAUUAAAGAAAAAACAUGUUCACAUAUAAAUUUACAUUCGUGCAAUAUGAAGUUUAAAGUAUGGGAAUUGUACAGGUUGAAAAUGAAAUACAUGUUUUUUUGGUUAAUUGGUGUUCUGUUGAUACCAAUUUUAACUUGAACGUGGGUAUAAGGAAGCUUAAAGUUUAUUUUUUACAUACUUUUGAGAUUUUUUUCUCCAGUUCAGCUUCUUUAAUGUUUUUAAAUGUUUUGAUAAUUAUAUCGUUAUAAUUAUUGGUUAAUUUUUCUUUUUUUGCCCAUUUUCAUUUUCAUUUUUUAAUCUUCCGUGAGUUAUUUUUAUAAGUUUUAUUAAAUAAACAAUCAUACAAGGGUUUACUUCUAUCUAUUUUGCAUAAGGGCUGUAUAAGAUAUAAAUAUUUCUUCUUACUGGAGAAAUAUUACUUCUUGACGCUGCCAGUUUUCGGAGCAAGAAGAAAGUAAGGUGGAGCAACGACCUUCCUACCAAUGUACAGAAAAUUAAAUGAUGAAAUGAACAUAUUUCUGAUAAACUGAUUGACAGCAAUAGGUUUAUUAUUAGUUUUUCAACAUAUUGAAAGUAGCUAAUAAUGUGGGAGAGGAGGUAGGGGAAGGAAACCACCCUCUACUUAAAAUAAAUUAUAUUUCAAAAAUUAAAAAGAAUAAAAUCUUAAUUACUUUCUCAUAACCCACAUUGUUUUCCUAAAAGUUCAGUGAGGAGUCAUAGAAACAAUUCUUCGUUUAGUGUUUUAAAAAAUAGCUCCUUCCACAGGCCAUGAGAGAACAUCAGCACUUAUAAAAUGAGUUCCUGUUACAAUGUUAAUGUGAAUUUAACAAAUAUGAAAAUAAAAUGUAUUUUCUUGGCAAUUAUUAAAUG